AUGGAAUCAUACUUCCAGUACAAACGGAUUCAACAAGCGGUUAGGGAGCAGCUGGCGAAUGAGAAACCCAGAGAUACUCACCCUACAAACGGGUCCCAGGCCGAUGACAGUUGCCCAUUGGGGAACUCUGAGUUACCAACCCUGGAAAAGGAACCCUCAGUGGCACCACAAGAAAUAAACGAUGACGAUAUUAUUCUUGUCGAUUGGGAUGGCAAAGAUGAUCCCCUGAACCCGACAAACUGCAGUGUUUCACGAAAGCUGUUCAUGACCCUUUUGGUUUCCAUGAUUGCAUUCGCAGUCACCGCGGCUUCGGCAAUUGAUGCAUGCGGCGUGAAACAGUAUAGUGAAUACUUCCAUGUUUCAGAAGUGGUUGGAUCUCUCGCAACAGGCCUAUUUCUUGUCGGCUUCGGAGUCGGCUCACUACUGUCCGGUCCUUUCUCAGAGACAUUUGGACGCAAUGCAGUGUAUCUGAUCACGAUGCUGGUCUUCUUGAUAUUUGUCCUGGCGUCCGCUGUCGCUCCGACCAUUCAUAGCCAUUUGGUCUUCCGCUUUUUCGCUGGUUUCUUCGGCUCCACGCCUCUUAGCUGCGCCGGUGGUACCGUAGCCGACUUGUGGAAUCCCGUGCAAAAGGCUUACGCAUUCCCCGCAUACGCUAUCCCGGCUUUCAUAGGCCCAAUGGUCGGACAAAUCAUUGGAAGUUUUGUUCCUCAACAUCUAGGCUGGCGUUGGCUCGAAUGGCUUAUGCUCAUUAUGGGAGGAGCCAUCCUUAUCUUGGUUGUUCUUAUGCAGCCAGAGACAUAUGGAAACCUUCUUUUGCAUUGGAAAGCUUCGAUCCUGAGAGCGGAAACAGGUGAUCGAAGAUACCGAGCGCCGAUGGAGUUAAGAAGAGAGAGUCUUGGACAACGCUUGUUGACUGCCAUCUACAGACCUUUCUUAUGGAGCUAUACCGAGUUGAUCAUCAUUUUGAUGUCGAUUUACCUUACUGUGGUUUACAUUGUUCUUUUCACUUUCUUGGAUGGGUACACCUACGUCUUUGGAGAGCCAUAUGGGCUAUCACUAGGGCUGACCAACGUCUCUUGGGCCGGGAUGCUUGUCGGUAUAAUUCUGACUGGCUGCACUGUCCCAUUGGUAUACUCUUGGACAGCAAAAGAGUACCAAAAGACUGGUCGCAUUCUUCCCGAAACUCGCCUUUGGUAUGCCAUGCUUGGUGGUGCACCAGCUGUGCCUGUCAGUUUGUUCUGGAUGGGCUGGACCAACUAUCCUUCUAUAUCUAUCUGGUCCCCACUUAUUGCUUCUGCUUUAUUUGGUUAUGGAAUCAUGUCCAUUUUCCUUGUGGCCUACAUGUAUAUCAUCGAUGCAUACGGUGUAUACUCUGCUUCUGCUUUGGGCUUCCUCGUCUUUACCAGAUACGUUGUUGCUGGUAUUUUCACUGUUGCUGGAGGGCCGAUCUAUGAAGCAAUUGGUGCACAUUACACCCUCACCAUUUUGGGAUCCAUCAGUGCUGUAAUGGCUGUCAUCCCUUACUUGCUCUAUAUCUAUGGUCCCCAGAUCCGCAAGCACAGCAAGCAUGCAGUCAACUUGGAUUGA
Messenger RNA from Penicillium brevicompactum, 1587 nucleotides. Its product is annotated as MFS transporter. NCBI's taxonomy places the organism in Eukaryota, Fungi, Ascomycota, Eurotiomycetes, Eurotiales, Aspergillaceae. Bases 1 to 1587 code for a protein of 528 amino acids. Gene Ontology annotation, molecular function: transmembrane transporter activity. The record is from RefSeq and is a predicted model, not a curated record. The transcript has 4 exons. Gene Ontology annotation, biological process: transmembrane transport.